AAGAUGCAGAGCUCUUCCCCAAACGAUCCGGCUAGAAAUCUAGGAAGCGCUGAUCCAGAGCGCACAGAGACAGCUGUGUUGUUCCUCUAUCGCGGGGCCAGAUAGAGGAGCCGCGGUAUGGCCAGAGUAGUGACAGAGAGUGCUCUGUUAUACCCAGCAGAAACUGGGUGCUCUCCUGGGCCUAAACUCCCCUCCCGCUCCUUUGCUCGCUCACACCCGGAUCCUUCGUCGCGGGGAGGGUGUUUCCGCCCGGCCGUGGUGGGCGUGACGCAACGUCCAGCGCGCGCUUUUCAUGCCUUGGUGUUUCCUUUGGCGGAGUUUUUGUUUUCAGAAGAUGCUGGGUUUGUUUUAUUCAGCGGCAGUGGUGCUUCCCCGAAUCUCAGAAUGCCUGUUAAAAGAUCACUGAAAUUGGAUGAUCUGUUAGAAGAAAAUUCAUUUGAUCCUUCAAAAAUCACAAGGAAGAAAAGUUUUAUAACUUAUUCUCCAACAACUGGAACUUGUCAAAUGAGUCUAUUUGCUUCUCCCACAAGCUCUGAAGAACAAAAGCACAGAAAUGGACUAUCAAAUGAAAAGAGAAAAAAAUUGAAUCACCCCAGUUUAACUGAAAGCAAAGAAUCGACAACAAAAGACAAUGAUGAAUUGAUGAUGUUGCUAUCUAAAGUUGAGAAAUUGUCAGAAGAAAUCAUGGCGAUAAUGCAAAAUUUAAGUAGUAUACGGGCUUUGGAGGGCAGUAGAGAGCUUGAAAAUCUCAUUGGAAUCUCCUGUGCAUCACGUUUCUUAAAAAAAGAAAUGCAGAAAACCAAAGAACUAAUGACAAAAGUAAUUAAACAAAAACUGUUUGAAAGGAGUUCAGGACUUCCUCACAAACAUACUUCAGUUUUAAAAGCACUGAGGUUUGAAGUUUAGACAUGACGACUUUUAGGAGAAACAACAGAAAUUCCCCCUAUGCUUUAACGUUCUGGAUUUAUCUGGAGAUAAAAAAUGGAGCCAUUAAUUUUGAUAGCACAAAUAUGCAUUAAUGUACAACUGUAGUCCUCAGCUCUUUAUAAUGAUUCAGCUAUCAUGUAUGCCAUAUGUGAGUCAUAACCUUUCCUAUUAAUAAUGUUAAUGCUCUUGUUUUACACGAUUUGUCUUUGUUUUGGGGUAUGCAUUUCACCUGCUAAAAAUGCAUACUUGAGAUUUGUCUAGGAUUUAAGUAAAAAUAAGCAGGUUUAUUACUUUUUAUAGCCUUUUAAAUACUUCUUUCAUGAUUUAAAUUUUUUAUACUUUAACAGAAGUAUGAUAAUUUUUCUUUCAAAUAAAAUCAGUAGAAAAAAUUUUAAACUAUAGAGUUGGACUCACUUAAUAGCAAUUAGGUGUUUAAAAGGUGUAAAUAACUUGCUAUCAGACAUUACAAAUAUCCAGGUGCUCUGUAUGUGCUGAUGACAACAAAAUUGAAAAGAAAGACUAUAAUAAUUCUGGCUGGUUUUCUCUGCAGAAGAUAUUGAUUAUUUGUGUGUGGUGAGAGAUUUGGAAAAUUCAAUUAAAGGAGUUGUGCAAAGGUUU
Messenger RNA from Macaca mulatta (Rhesus monkey), 1545 nucleotides. RefSeq names its product integrin subunit beta 3 binding protein (gene ITGB3BP). NCBI's taxonomy places the organism in Eukaryota, Metazoa, Chordata, Mammalia, Primates, Cercopithecidae. Gene Ontology annotation, biological process: regulation of DNA-templated transcription; CENP-A containing chromatin assembly. The record is from RefSeq and is a predicted model, not a curated record. Gene Ontology annotation, cellular component: nucleoplasm.